Molecule: messenger RNA, 1138 nt
Organism: Mesocricetus auratus (golden hamster)
Lineage: Eukaryota; Metazoa; Chordata; Mammalia; Rodentia; Cricetidae
Product: zinc finger protein 54-like
Exons: 3
Coding region: 56-295 (79 amino acids)
Biological process (GO): regulation of DNA-templated transcription
Source: RefSeq, a predicted model, not a curated record
ACCAGAUCAUUGCUGCAGUUCUCCAGCAGGAGAUCUCUGUAAAUGCACUGUGAGCAUGGCUGAGACAUUCCCACUUCUCCUACAACAGACCAACAGUCACAGCAUUGAUCAUGGAAGAAAAGAAAAACCACACUCCGGCAAAUGUGCAUGGGCAGAGACCCUUUCUUCAACAAAAGAGACAUUUUCAGAUACAGACUUCUCACCGGAAGAAUGGGAAUGUCCAGACUGUGAACAGAGGGCUUUGUACAUGGAUGUGAUGUUGGAGAAUUACAACAAUCUGCUUUUUGUGGGUUGAAUCCUGAAGUAUGCGCUGUUGUGUAAGUGUCCUGGAGACUAGAAUGAUCCAUUCUUAAAGAAAGCUGAUUAGGGCAGGACCACAGCACUCAAAACAGCUUCAAGAACUCUCCAGCACUGACAGGAUUCAAUGUGUUUAACUCAAAUGAAGAAGCUGAGAGAAGUCAUAACCCUUAGAAGAAUAAUUUAACCACUAAGAAAGGAUGCUCUUCACUUGUACAUAUGCUUACAGGUAUGCAAUGUGUUCCAGGUGUGCAUUUUUCAUAAGCUGUUUUAUAGCUGGUUUUGAUUUCCAUGAUAGCAACUGUGUUUGAGACCUUUAUGCUCUGAUAAGCAACUGCUUCCCCAUAUUCCUGUAGACAAUUCUAAUAAAGCAUUUAGUUCAACGAGUUGAACUUCAUUUUGUUUACACUUUCCCGAUGGGGCAAGUAGAUAAACGUGCAUGUUGUACCUCCCCAAGAAUUGUAUUUCACAAAUAUGUGCCCAACUCAGUAUUUGUUUCUCCAAAUUUGUUGAAAACAAGAGCUUGAUAAUAGCAUAGCAGUUAUCAGCCUGUUGUCUGUGACUCCUUUGGGAUUCAAAGACCCUUUCACAUGGGUUCCUAAGAUACAGUACAACAUAUUUUAAAUCAUCUUAAUAACUGAGAUAUUGUGCCUUCUCAUCUCUGUGUGUAAAUGUGUCAGGUUAAGUCAUCUGGAGCAUCAUGGUUGUGGCCUUUGGUAAAUUACAUAAAGUUUACCACUGUGAUUUUAGCAAUAACAUGUUCUGUUGCAUGUAAAUGUAAAUUUUUCUGAUUUGCUGCCCUCAAUUCCUUCAAUAAAACCAAGCUUCCAUCUUACAUGUA